AUGAGCCACUAUAAAAGACACAGCAGGGCAACAAGAGCUGUAGUUCUGCUGGCGGCGCUGCUGGGCGGCGCUCGGGCCACAGACGGACCCCCGAUCUACGGAGUGAAGCUGUGCGGCAGAGAGUUCAUCAGGGCGGUCAUCUUCACCUGCGGAGGCUCGCGGUGGAGGAGGUCUCUGGACCUUUCAGGUGACCUCUCCAGUGACCUGCUCUCCGCUCAUGACGACGAGGUCUCUGACAGCUGGGCCGCAAACCCCAUCAUCGCUGGACUGUCAUACAGACCCCGUCCUGACACAGAGGCCCCUGCCUGGGCGGGAGAGGGCCCGGAGAGCCCCGUGUUCAGCCGGCCCGCCCGCUCACUCAUCUCAGAGGAAGUGCUGGAGGCCUUGCGCACGUCAGACAGGAAGGGGCGGGACGUGGUGGUCGGGCUGUCCAACGCCUGCUGUAAAUGGGGCUGCAGUAAGAGCGAAAUCAGCUCGUUGUGUUAAAGGACGACGUGACCCCAUUUCAUGCCCUUCCUCGCCCCUCAUUCACUCCAACCUGAAGAAUGACGGUGGAGAGGCUGUUGAAGUUUGUUACUAUCAAAUACUGAAAUAUAUGUGUGUCAGAGAUGUAGGAAUAGCAGAUUUUAUCCAAAGCGAAGAGCCUGUUUGUCACUCUGUUCAAAAGCU
This is a messenger RNA of Cyprinus carpio (common carp), 669 nucleotides long. Its product is annotated as relaxin-3-like. The coding region runs from base 1 to 486 and encodes 161 amino acids. The record is from RefSeq and is a predicted model, not a curated record. The transcript has 3 exons. Gene Ontology annotation, molecular function: hormone activity. Gene Ontology annotation, cellular component: extracellular region. NCBI's taxonomy places the organism in Eukaryota, Metazoa, Chordata, Actinopteri, Cypriniformes, Cyprinidae.